GACUCAUCCCCAAGCCUACUUCAUAAUGUACAGCAAGCCUUUCCCCCGGAGCAUGAGGAGGUGGUGAUCCUGCAGUCUCUGGUGUUCUUGCACUUUCUUGGAGAUUGAGCAGACCAGACCUGCCCUCCCAGCCUCUCAGCUUCAUUCCAUUUACUUCCUGCCUCGUUGCAAACUUCAUCCCAACAGGAAAAGUGGAAGGAAGAAUUGUACAAACUCCUAAACAGUGACUCGAAACAGCCCCCAUCUCAGUCUGCUAUCACUCCGAGUAGUUUACUCUUGCGCUUUCCUUGUUAAACAUCGAGUAUGGCUGGAAAACUAAGAGCUCUGAAAAAUAAAAUAAAAUAAAACUAACAACAAAACUAAAACAUCCUAUCUGAUGGUGCUGCAGAAACAGAACCCAGAGGACUACCUACCUUUCUUCAGCGCUGCUUUCUUCACUUAAACAAAGCGUUCACCUUGUAGCGGAUUUAACCAUUGCACUCGGAUAACGUUGGGAUAAACGCUGCCUCAAUCCCGGACAGGCGCUUUCAGGAUAAUUCUUUCAUGUAUUGGAAAAAUGAAGUUUUGGCCCCUCUACCAGCGGGAGAUAAACUUUUAUCGGAAGGAAUUCCAGUUAAACGGGUGAUUUCGGAAGACAAUCACAGCAAGCAAGCAACGCCGCGCGGUUUGGAAAGCAAACAUUCGCAGAUAAUGUCUCACUCGGAUGGUGAAUCUCAUAGAUCAAAUAUGGAUAAAGAGGACGCUCGAUCUUCGACUCCAUCGCCUCGAUCAUCGACUCCAUCAAUUUGUUCUCCUCCUUCGUCUUCUUCCUCUAUACCUUCUACGGGGAAGAACGUGUGUGCCAGCUGCGGGCUGGAGAUCGUGGACAGAUAUCUACUGAAGGUGAAUAAUUUAAUCUGGCACGUGCGGUGUCUGGAAUGUUCAAUUUGUAGAACUUCACUGCGGCAACACAGCAGCUGUUACAUCAAAAAUAAAGAAAUCUUCUGUAAAAUGGAUUAUUUCAGUCGAUUCGGUACUAAAUGUGCCCGGUGUGGCCGGCAGAUCUAUGCCAGUGACUGGGUGCGGAGAGCCAGGGGCAAUGCCUACCACCUGGCGUGCUUUGCCUGCUUCUCCUGCAAGCGGCAGCUGUCCACGGGAGAGGAGUUUGGACUGGUGGAAGAGAAGGUGCUUUGCAGAAUCCACUACGACACCAUGGUAGAAAACCUGAAACGGGCAGCGGAGAGUGUGUCAACACCAGUAGGGCAAUCAUUGUUGGUUUCUUUUCAGGUUUGGUUUCAAAACUGCAGAGCAAGACAUAAAAAGCAUACCCCUCAGCACAGUGGGCCUCCACAAGGGACCCCCCAGUCCAGGAUGCCCCCCUCCCUCCCAGAGGAGAUUCAUUACUCCCCUUUCGGCAGUCCUGAUAGGGCCCGCAUGGUAGCGCUGCACGGAUACAUCGAGAGCCACCCAUUCUCAGUGUUGACAACACAGACUAUUCCUCACCCUCAUCAAGCCAUGGCACUAGCACAGUUACCACUGAGCCGCUAGCGUAUUCACACAGACAGUUCCACUACGUCUUCAAAGAAGAGGCAGCACUUUGAGCUGAGUGUCCUAAGCCGGGCCACGCUUGAUCUGUGUAUCGGACCUGCUACAGUGAUUUACAUUUCUCAUGGUGCAGUGUCACAUUCCACAUACUGAGCUGAGUUUGCUUCAGAAGAACAACAUGGAAAAUAAAUAAUCCCUCUGACGCCUGCAUCGGGGACUUACUUUUAAGAAAUGAUGCAGUCACAGAAAAAUAAAGCUUUCUUGGAGAGCAAAGCCUUUGUGAAUUGUGGAAUAUUUUUCUUUGAUUUUUGAACACCCUUUCCAGUAAGAGGGUGUACCAAAGCCACUGUGCUUUGUUGUGUUCUUUGAGUUUUUCCUUGCUUGUUCCCAAAACAAGUUGUUUGUCUUGGAGAAAUGUUUGCUGCAUAUUUUACUGUUUGUUAAUUAAGACAAAACUAAGAUUUACUCAGCCAACAUCACUCUGUUUCAUAAGUCACCUAACUCAGACAGGUAAGGUUUGAAGACUUUUUUUUUUAAAUUAGGAAAGGUU
Molecule: messenger RNA, 2074 nt
Organism: Polyodon spathula (Mississippi paddlefish)
Lineage: Eukaryota; Metazoa; Chordata; Actinopteri; Acipenseriformes; Polyodontidae
Gene: lhx6a
Product: LIM homeobox 6a
Exons: 7
Coding region: 544-1527 (327 amino acids)
Biological process (GO): neuron differentiation; regulation of transcription by RNA polymerase II; forebrain neuron development
Cellular component (GO): nucleus
Molecular function (GO): RNA polymerase II transcription regulatory region sequence-specific DNA binding; DNA-binding transcription factor activity, RNA polymerase II-specific
Source: RefSeq, a predicted model, not a curated record